CUUAACUUAGCGAUGAGGUAGUGAUAUUAUCUAGCGAAGGCUAAACGCUUCGGUAGCAUAUACGAGGUGUAUGCGCGUGCAAAACGAAGCAAUGUAUCACUGAACUUGCGCAUAUAUACCCACUGCUUUUGUUUACGGUUUUAUGAUUAUCGUAUCUUCAUUACGAGAUGUACACAGCAAUCCUUUAUGUUGUAUUGUUGACGCUGGUGGGGCGGCUACACCUCUCCUUGGCGACCGGAAGCGACGACGCCGUCGCACCACGAACAGUCGACUCGCUUCGAAGGGAGAACACAACUGGCCCGUUGAUCGUCCGCGUGCUUGUGGUGGCUGAUGCGCGGCACUACAUCUACGCCGACUACGCUCGCUUGGCGCUGACCUUCCUGCAGCAGCGGCAGCUGCUGUAUUCGGCGGACAGCACAGCUGCCACGGGGGGCAAUCAUACCUUAACGGGCUACACCGCUCUCCAUGCAGGCGAGGAUCCACCAGGUCGACACGACCGCAACGAUGAGCAGGCGUUCGUCCUCGAGACGAGCGUGGUGCUGGCACCCAGGAACGACAGCGACGCCACCUUUUACCGGGUAUGCCGGGCCUACCGCGAUGGCUUCGGCGGCUCAAAUCCGGCGGACUUUAUCUUGGAUCUGACCGUGGCGCCGCUGUCAUCGGCAGUGAUCAAGUCAUUCGCCGUUAACCAGGACGUGCCCAGUGUUAGCCUGAUGUGUUGCGGUCCCACCGAGCGCAUUCAGGACGUCUUCUCGUCGCUGCCCGCCCGGGAGCGGGCUCGUCACCUGGUGUUGACACCGCCGUCUAAAGUAUGGUUCCGGGUGAUCCGCGACUACGUUGUCAGCGAGAACAUGUCAACUGCCGCCGUCAUCAUGGACGACACUUUCGAACUGGAGCGGGCGCAGCGGAUGCUACUGUCGGACCUGGGUUGCAAACACAUCAUCCUCAGACUCAACUUCGAUGACGAACUGGCGCUGCGCAACUUCACCACCAAGAUGAUCGUACAGGGCAUCCGCAACUUUUUCAUCAUCGCCAAACCUGACAAUGCAGGGAAAUUUCUCGAAGAAGCAUACAACCUCGACCUGGUGGACAGCGGUCGACGUCCGCACUGGUUUGUUAUCAGCAAGGAGUACGGUCAUGUGCAGUGUCCACAGUGCAGCAGCGGACAAAUCGUCAAGCUGAAACCGAUGAUCCAGGAUGGCGAUCUGCGCUUCCAGUUCACCACUUUCGUCAGCGACCACUCCGACAUGCGCGACAUUGCUCGUUACGAGAACUAUAACGAGAUCGAUAUGCUGUACGUGCUGGACGGCAGUCGUGCCGGCCUUUCCGCUUACGUGGCCGCUGUCAGAUCACUCAACAACAGUCACGACACUCAACCGGCUCAAGCCGGCACUGUCGACAAGCAGGAGAUAACCGUAACGUGCGACGAUAAACCGCUAGUCGGCGGUAGCCCGACAAAGGUCAAGGUAAACUUGCGACAAGGUAAACCGACGGUAGAUUUGCUGGGUUUCAUCAGCGGGCAGCAGUUGCGGGGAGUGCUGGGCCAGCUCAUCCCCGGCAGCAAACACAACACCAGCCUUAUAGAUGCCAAACUGGCCGUCGAGGAGCAGACCAUCCUCUACGAAAUUACCAACAUCACCAAACAGUACGGUACAUGGAGUCAUAGCGAGGGCUUGCGCGACACCCGUGGCCGCUUUCCGCGGGCCAUCACUUCUAAACGCCUUAGGGUCACCAUUCUCGUAGAAGAGCCUUUCAUUUUCCGGACGUUGCUACCGGAUAACGACACGGCAUCGAGCAACCGACCGGUGUUGGCUGCGCUACGCAAGCCCAAGUACAACUACACAGGCUAUCUCAUUGAUCUCAUCCAGCGCAUCUCUCAGGAGCUCAAGUUUGAAUAUGACCUUUACGAGGUGCCAGAUCAGCAAUUCGGUGCGGUGGACGAAAACGGCGAAUGGAACGGGCUCAUCCGCGAGCUAGUCGACAAGAAAGCCGACAUCGCCCUGGCGCCGCUGUCGGUAAUGGCGGAGCGCGAGAACGUGGUGGACUUCACCGUGCCCUAUUUUGAUCUGGUGGGCAUCAGUAUCCUCAUGAAGAAAAGCGGCCAGGAGCAGUCGCUCUUUAAGUUUGUCACGGUUCUGGAGGCGCCGGUCUGGGGUUCCAUUCUCGGCGCCUACCUCCUGACCAGCCUUCUCAUGUUCAUCUUCGACCGCUACAGCCCCUACUCGUACCGCAACACCCUCCUCAAGACACAGCAGCAGCAAUCGGAGGCCGCCGGUAAGCCGGCAGCGGACGCCGACAAACCCGAGGGGGCUGACUUUAAUAAGGCCGAUCUCAUGCAAGCGCCACCCGCCGGAUCCCUCCCAGCCGAGCGCGACGACAUCCACGAUGAAUACGGCACCCGGGUCUUCACCCUCAAGGAAAGCUUGUGGUUCUGCAUGACGUCGCUGACACCUCAGGGCGGUGGCGAAGCCCCACGGAACUUAUCGGGUCGGUUGGUGGCGGCGACAUGGUGGAUGUUUGGCUUUAUUAUCAUCGCCAGCUAUACGGCCAAUUUGGCCGCCUUCUUGACCGUCUCCCGCCUGGAGACACAGAUCGACAGUCUGGACGCCUUGGCCCGACAGUACGGUAUCCGAUACGCGGCACUGGAGAAUUCCGCCACCGAGACCUACUUUAAAAGAAUGUGGAAGAUAGAGGAAAAGUUUUACGAGAUUUGGCGCGACAUGAGCCUGAACGAGAGUAUGAGCGACAAGGAGCGUGCGGAGCUAGCGGUUUGGGACUAUCCAGUGUCGGACAAGUACACGAAGCUGUGGUUGACCAUGAAGGAUUUUGACAAGCCCAAGACUUACGAGGAGGGCGUUGACUGGGUUAAGGCUACCAAAGUUCUGCCGUCCGGCGAGAAAGACGGCUUCGCACUCAUCGGUGACACGGCCAUCCUGCAGUACAAGGCCAACCUCGACUGUAAUCUAACAAUCGUCGGCGAAGAGUUCUCGCGCAAACCCUACGCUCUGGCCGUUCAAGAGGGAUCUCCGCUGCGAGACCAGUUGUCGGGCGUAAUCCUGAAGUUGUUGAAUCAGCGCGAACUAGAGCUAAUGAAAGAGGAAUGGUGGCAGACGCGCAACCAGAAGAGCUGCCAGAACAAUGAGGACGAGAACGCCGGCAUCUCCAUCGAGAACAUCGGCGGCGUCUUCAUCCUGGUGCUGGUAGGCACGGUGCUGGCCUGCGUCAUGCUAGCCUUCGAGUACUACUGGUACAAGCGUCGCGCUCAGAAACAGCAAGCCGACAUCAGUCUACCGGGCGGAACGGCAGCGGCCCAGGGCACUGCCAAGCCUGCAAACAUUAACCUGCAGCGCUACAACCCCAACCUCAACACCAACCCCGAUCUUAACUUCCACAACGUCUUCUCACAGGCCAACCUUAUUCCGGUCAGCAAUAGUCCUGAACUCGACGCCACACCCAAACAUCUCGAUCCGCAACGCAACGCGCACUCUCACGCCGAAUAGCAACGGAUGAUCAUGUACUCGUUUGCUGUUCGGUUUUCGUUCUGUUCGAUCCGAUAAUGCUGAUAUUUGCUUAGUUCUCUGUAAUCAGAUAAAAUGCUUACAAAUUGUUCAUUA
Messenger RNA from Paramacrobiotus metropolitanus, 3614 nucleotides. Its product is annotated as ionotropic receptor 25a-like. The coding region runs from base 168 to 3500 and encodes 1110 amino acids. The transcript is spliced from 16 exons. Gene Ontology annotation, molecular function: transmitter-gated monoatomic ion channel activity involved in regulation of postsynaptic membrane potential; glutamate-gated receptor activity. NCBI's taxonomy places the organism in Eukaryota, Metazoa, Tardigrada, Eutardigrada, Parachela, Macrobiotidae. Gene Ontology annotation, cellular component: postsynaptic membrane; plasma membrane. The record is from RefSeq and is a predicted model, not a curated record. Gene Ontology annotation, biological process: synaptic transmission, glutamatergic; modulation of chemical synaptic transmission.